Penicillium vulpinum is the source of this 807-nucleotide messenger RNA. RefSeq lists its product as uncharacterized. Bases 1 to 807 code for a protein of 268 amino acids. The record is from RefSeq and is a predicted model, not a curated record. Lineage: Eukaryota; Fungi; Ascomycota; Eurotiomycetes; Eurotiales; Aspergillaceae. Gene Ontology annotation, molecular function: mannosyltransferase activity. The transcript has a single exon. Gene Ontology annotation, cellular component: endoplasmic reticulum.
AUGUCGAUAUGGUAUGAGAAGGUAUUCUGCAGAUCUGCUUCAGCCCAUUUGUGCGUCACAGACGCCAUGAAAUCAGUUCUCAGGAAAGAUUUCAAUCUCCAAGCUCCUGUCCUGCCACUGCACGACCGCCCUGCCAGUCACUUCAGCCCUAUCCUUGAUUCCAAUGCCCGGAUAAAUUUCCUCGCAACUCUACCGGAAACCAAAGAAUUCCUCUUCUCUUUGAAAGCAGGAUCUCUCCGGGUUCUGGUCAGUUCAACCUCAUGGACUGCAGAUGAGGAUUUCUCGGUCCUUAUCGAUGCCCUUCUUCAGUACUCUGAACUGGCAAACACAACGAAGCCUCAUCUACCCGAGGUUUUAGCCAUCAUAACAGGGAAGGGUCCACAAAAGGAAAUGUACUUGGAACAGAUUGCUACGCUGGAAAAGUCGGGAAAGCUACAGAAGGUCACAAUUCGAACUGCGUGGCUGAGUGUUCCAGACUAUGCUCAGCUGUUGGCAUCUGCAUCUCUAGGGGUCAGUCUGCAUACCAGUAGCAGUGGGGUAGAUCUUCCCAUGAAGGUUGUAGAUAUGUUUGGAGCUGGUCUUCCUGUUGUGGGAUGGGAUCGUUUUGAAGCAUGGCCCGAGUUGGUCACCGAGGGUAUCAAUGGGCUGGGCUUUGGAAGCUCGGAAGAGCUGGCUGAGCAUUUGGUCAACUUGUUCGGCGAGAACGAUAGACUGGACAAUCUUCGUCUAGGUGCCCAGAAAGAAAGCUCUCGGCGAUGGGACGACGAAUGGAAUCCUAUUGCGGGCACCCUUAUUGGCCUGACAUAG